Prunus mume (Japanese apricot) is the source of this 901-nucleotide messenger RNA. NCBI's taxonomy places the organism in Eukaryota, Viridiplantae, Streptophyta, Magnoliopsida, Rosales, Rosaceae. The record is from RefSeq and is a predicted model, not a curated record.
GUGACUUGUACAUCAUCCAAAACUUCUUCUGCGCUCCAACCAUGUAUUUUAUAUUCUGAUAUCUCAUGUCACUUUCAAUCCAUUUAAAGAAAUGAGAAUAUAUUAUUCAACUUUGUUCUCAUUAAUUUGGAAUUUACCAAGAAACUCUCAUAGAAUUGUUAUUCUGCCAUAGUAAAUUUCCCACCAGUUUGCCACUUGUGUGGUUUUGCCUAAAUUCUUUGUCACGUAAAAAGAAAAGUAAAGAUUUUAUCAUUCUCUUCACAUGUCAAUGGUAUUUUCAAUGGUUUGUCUAGAAUGUCCGCAGAAAUUCGAGAGACAUUUUGGUAAUUUGGUGCAUUGUGGUGUGGGAGGAAGCCACGUUUGUUUCUCAUUCUCAUGCAAACCAGUUGACACACUCUGUAGAUGUACCCGGAAGAGGCAAAAAUUACUCAAACAAGAGAACCCAAGUCACCCAUUUUGACUGGGAAGCCGAAUGAGGACGUGGUGCCAAAUUUUUCAGCGUCCACCUAAUUCACAGCCAGCUCCUUCCCCUUUACCUCCACCUUCUCCUAAGGUCGUUAUCCCAAAGUUCUCAGACGUGCUUGCAUUCAGUGGGCCAGCACCAGAGAGAAUCAACGGCAGGAUAGCAAUGGUGGGAUUUGUUGCAGCUCUGGCAGUGGAACUAUCCAAGGGCCAGGAUGUAUUUGCUCAAAUAUCCAACGGUAGAAUCCCAUUGUUCCUUGGCAUCAGUAUUUUGCCAUCUGUGGCCUCCUUGGUUCCUCUGUUGAAAAAGGUGAGUGUUGAGUCGAAAUCAAAAGGGGGGAUGACCUCAGACGCUGAGCUGUGGAAUGGAAGGCUGGCCAUGUUGGGACUCGUAGCUUUGGCCUUCACUGAGUAUGUGAAGGGUGGAACCCUAGUGUAG